This is a messenger RNA of Vicia villosa (hairy vetch), 1671 nucleotides long. Its product is annotated as pentatricopeptide repeat-containing protein At4g18975, chloroplastic. NCBI's taxonomy places the organism in Eukaryota, Viridiplantae, Streptophyta, Magnoliopsida, Fabales, Fabaceae. Bases 128 to 949 code for a protein of 273 amino acids. The record is from RefSeq and is a predicted model, not a curated record. The transcript has 6 exons. Gene Ontology annotation, molecular function: protein binding.
AUUGAAUCCUCUAUGAUUUUUUUGAAUAGAUAGUGGAGGCCAAAUCAAUUGAAAAACACUGCUCUAUAACCGAAACCAAUUGAAAGUUGGAAAAUUUGUUGAUUUCGGCGUAGGACUUUCAACAAACAUGUGGAGGGCACCUCGAAUUUCAUACCUCGUUACUAGAUUGAGUAAAGUGAACGUAAGUGAUGUCAGUCGAUGUUACAGUCAAAUGUUGUCCCAACCAUCUUUUUCGCAAACAAAAUCUGAAUCUGUUCCUUGUGACCAAAAAGCUAAUGGUAGAGAGAUACCAAAGCAUUAUAUUGGGGAAAAUGUAUCUAGGAAAGAUAGAACCAAGUUUCUUCUCACCACACUUCGAGAUAUUGAUGAUAGUAAGGAGGCUAUUUAUGGUGCUCUUGAUGCAUGGGUUGCUUGGGAGCAAAAUUUUCCAAUUGGGGCAUUGAGAAAUAUAUUGAUUAGUCUUGAGAAGGAGCAACAGUGGCAUAGGAUUGUUCAGGUAAUUAAAUGGAUGCUGAGCAAAGGGCAAGGGACGACGAUGGGAACAUAUGGUCAAUUGAUUCGAGCUUUAGAUAUGGAUCAUAGAGUUGGAGAAGCACACAAAUUCUGGGAAAUGAAAAUUGGCACUGAUUUGCAUUCUGUUCCUUGGCAAAUGUGCCAUCUUAUGAUAUCAGUAUAUUAUCGAAACAAUAUGCUGGAUGAUCUUGUUAAGCUUUUCAAGGGACUGGAAGCUUUUGAUCGUAAACCUCGGGAUAAAUUAAUCAUUAAGAAAGUGGCAAAUGCUUAUGAGAUGUUAGGCUUGAUUGAAGAGAAAGAGAGGAUAAUGGAAAAAUACAGUCAUCUCUUCAUAGAGGAAGGACCAAGACCAGUCAGGAAAGGUGGAAGAAAGUCGAGUGCAACAAAGAAGAAAAAGCAGCCCAAUGAAUCUAUACAGGACUCUGAGGAAAAGUAGCGGUAAGGUACCUCUCAAGUGAUAGAAAAAAGAUAGAAGAGGACAUUAUGUUUUUAGCUCUUAUCCACCAACUCUCUGCUUCUCCAGUCAGCAAAAAGGUGGCAUACUCCAGCUUUGUCUUCCCAAUGCAGUGAAAAACUUAAAAGGUUUUCUCAAGCUUUGUCUCCCGAAUGCAGUGAAAAACUUAAAAGGUCUUCUCAAUCUCUAGCAGCCAUAGAUCAGCAUUGCCAGGAUCAUGGUCACCCUUAACCUUGGCGGAUUGUGGCGCCGGAACUCUACUCGUUCUCUAGCUGCUGCUAAUGCUUCUUUUUUUUUGUUGCCUUUGCUCAUCUCCCUGGGCCUGAGUUUGAGCUUGUAAAAUUGUCGCAUUAGCCUGUUGGAUAAUGGUAGCCGACAUAUCACGCAUUAUCUGUCUGACCUCCGUCAACUCUUGGGUUAUGUUUUUAAGUGAAUUCAGUUUGCAUAUACAUAAUUUACUAUCAUGGAGCAUAUAAACAUUCAUAAGAAGUCAUUUUACAAAUAUUUCUAAUACAAGAAAGCAACAACAGGUCAAACAACACAAAUCAAAUUCACAUACAACACAAGCUGACAAGCAUGCAUGAAACAAAUGCUACCCCACCCUAAAAAUGUUUGUUAGAGGAUUAUUACUCUAUUACCAUUUGUGACGCUUUAGACCAUUUUCAAGAUUACUCACUUACCCCACGAAACAACACUGGACUUUC